AUGACGAAGAGUGUCCUCGCUGAUUGGAUGCCUUUGGCCCCACUCACGGACAAGGAAAUUUAUGGCAAAGCAGUAAGUAUCAAAGAAGAGCUCAGCGAAGAUAUUUCCGAGGAUACUUGUAUUGAAAUUAAAGAAGAACCGUUUGAUUAUGCAGAUAAAGAGGUAGAUGAGGUGAACGACGAGAAAGUGCAACAUAAAUGUCUCUACUUUCAUAAUCUCGAUAAACUAAGAUAUGAAUCAAAUGCAAAGAAUACGUGUAAGUUGGUACAGGAUCGUAAUGGCAUGUUGUUAAGAGCGACAUUUGUGACUGAGAAUUCUCUGAAUAAGAUUUCAUCAGAUGGGGAUCAGGCGAUGCAUAAGGAAAAUCUUAAGCAGGAUACAAAACCAAAAGUGGAAGCUACAUUGAAACGUUUUGCAUGUGAAGUGUAUGGCAAAAAAUUCUCACAAAAGAGAAAUAUCAACAUUAAUAUGAGAGUUCACACAAAGGAGAAGCCAUACAGCUGUGAGAUUUGCCGCAAGGCCUUCAAUCAGAAAGGCCAUCUAACAAGGCACAUGAGAGUACAUUUAAAGGAGAAGCCGUUCAGCUGUGAGAUUUGCAGCAAGGCCUUCUCUAAGAAAUGCCUACUAGCAAGGCACAUGAGAGUACAUACAAAGGAUAAGCCUUUCAGCUGUGAGAUUUGCAGCAAGACCUUCUGUGAGAAAGGCCAUCUAACAAGGCACAUGAGAGUACAUACAAAGGAGAAGCCAUUCAGCUGUGAGAUUUGCAGCAAGACCUUCUCUGAGAAAGGUAAUCUAGUAAAGCACAUGAGAGCACAUACAAAGGAGAAACCAUUCAGCUGUGAGAUUUGCAGCAAGACCUUUUCUGAGAAAGGUAAUCUAGUAAAGCACAUGAGAGUACAUACAAAGGAGAAACCAUUCAGCUGUGAGAUUUGCAGCAAGACCUUCUCUCAUAAAGGCCAUAUAACAGGGCACACGAGAGUACAUACAAAGGAGAAGCCAUUCAGCUGUGAGAUUUGCAGCAAGGCCUUCUCUCAUAAAGGCCAUCUAACAACGCACAUGAGAGUACAUACAAAGGAGAAGCCAUUCAGCUGUGAGAUUUGCAGCAAGGCCUUCUCUGAGAAAAAUACUCUAGUAAAUCACAUGAGAGUACAUUCAAAAGAGAAGCCAUUCAGUUGUAAAAGUUGCAACAAGGCCUUCUAUGAGAAAGGUUCUCUGGUAGAGCACAUGAGAGCUAUUAGCAAUACAUCAGAGUACAAAUAA
Messenger RNA from Penaeus chinensis, 1260 nucleotides. RefSeq names its product zinc finger protein OZF-like. NCBI's taxonomy places the organism in Eukaryota, Metazoa, Arthropoda, Malacostraca, Decapoda, Penaeidae. Gene Ontology annotation, biological process: regulation of transcription by RNA polymerase II. Gene Ontology annotation, molecular function: DNA-binding transcription factor activity, RNA polymerase II-specific; RNA polymerase II cis-regulatory region sequence-specific DNA binding. The coding region runs from base 1 to 1260 and encodes 419 amino acids. The transcript is spliced from 2 exons. Gene Ontology annotation, cellular component: nucleus. The record is from RefSeq and is a predicted model, not a curated record.